AUGGCUGGAGGCUGCGGCAACAGGGCCGGGGGCUGCGGCGGAGGGUAUGGCUGCCAGGGCAGCGCCAUGCUGGGGCAGAUGGGAGGAAUGCCCUGCGGGUGCGGGAUGCCCAUGGGCAUGCCUGGCAUGAUCGGCAUGACUGGCAUGGCUGGCAUGAUGCCGGUGGCCUCCAUGGGCAUGCCGAUGAUGGCCCAGUCCAUGAUGAGCAUGCCAGCCAUGGGCAUGCCGAUGGCGAUGCCGAUGGCAGUGGGCAUGGCCCCGAUGGCACAGCUGGGGCAGAUGGCGCCGCAGAUGGGGCAGCAUCCCACCAUGCAGGCGGGCGGCGCGUCGUCCUCCAGCGCGGGCCCCUCGCCCUCUCCGCAGGCGGCCAUGCAGGCCAGCGGGAGCGGCCCCGCCGGCGACGUCAUGGCCAACCCGCUGCUGGCCGCCGUGGCGCAGGCCACGGGCGCCAGCGCGAGCGCUUCGAGCAGCCCGCAGCCGCCGCCUCCGGAGGUGCCCCUGAGCAAGGAUGCGAGGCGGGAGCAGCUGGUGGAGCAGCUGAAGCAGGCCGGCGAGGAGCUGUCCCGGAAGACGAGGGCGCACCACGAGGCGAGGAGGACCGAGGAGCGAGCGGAGGCCGGCACCGCAGAGGCGUCCCAGCCGAAGGAGCCCGGGGGGGCAGAGCCCGCGCAGGAGCCGCCGGCGGAAGCGGAGGCCCCCAAGUGCCACCUGCACAGCGCGAAGAAGCCCAACCCGAAGUGCAAGUUCUGCCAGCGAAGUAUGAUCAGGAGGGAGGCCUCCGCGGCCGAGAAGGUCGCAGGCAGCAGGAAGCCACAGGAGCUGGCGCCGGAGCUGACCGGCAGGAACGAGGACGUGGAGGACUACUCCAGGCGGACCUUCAACUGCAGUCCAAUGCUGAAGGAGCAGAUCUUGCAGUCGAGCUACUUUAAGAGCCUGCUGGACAUAAUUAAAUGA
Messenger RNA from Prorocentrum cordatum, 954 nucleotides. NCBI's taxonomy places the organism in Eukaryota, Dinophyceae, Prorocentrales, Prorocentraceae. The record is from the annotation of a GenBank genome assembly.